AUGUCAAGACCUCCGGUCCCUCUUAUCGAAUCUCCAAAAGCCAGCACUCCACCACCUAAACAACCAACUCCACCACCAUCUGAACAACCACAAAAUCCACCACCUGAACAACCCACAACACCACCCUCUAAAACUCCAUUUGCACCACCUUCUGAACACCUUAUUUUCCCUACCUCUCAACCUCUCGUUGACAUUACCCAAACCCCACCAGAAUCUUCAUCCCCCAACUCUGAACCAAAACCUACCUUCCCCACCCUAGAAGAAGCAAUCUCUUUAUUUGCUGAGUCUUCAGUGGAGAAUAUCAGAUCUCUAUCUAAAAAUUGUGGUAUUAGUGAUGAUCCCUCUACAAUAAGGAUUCACUGGAACAGAGUGAUCAGAUGGAUGACGUCUGAGGCUUUCAAACUGAAAAGCCUCUCUGAACAAGUCCGCAACAACUUUAUCAAAGAAGUUGGAGAAAGACUACAAGCACAACUGGUCAGAGAGGCAGCUAAAAAGGACAAAAGAGAAGGAGAAGAGAAAGCUCAUCUGGAAGAAGAGCAACAGGUUAGAGAAGCUGCAGAGAAGGUUGUUGCUGAAGCUGAAGCAAAAGCAAAAGUUGACGCUGAAGAGACAGCACGCAUAGUUGCGGAAGAAGCUGCAAAGGCUAGCACUAAUGUUGUGGUUCAAGGGGAGCAAUCAAACUCUGGCUUCGCUCCUCUGGUCCUGAAUACUUUGGAAGAACUGCAAAAGGAGCAACAGAUAAUGCAAGCAAGAUUGGAUCACCAGGACUCCGUUAACAAUAAUAUUUAG
Molecule: messenger RNA, 789 nt
Organism: Lathyrus oleraceus (garden pea)
Lineage: Eukaryota; Viridiplantae; Streptophyta; Magnoliopsida; Fabales; Fabaceae
Exons: 2
Coding region: 1-789 (262 amino acids)
Source: RefSeq, a predicted model, not a curated record